CCUAGAUAUGUUCUGAUGAGGUGGGUUUUUUUUUUUUUUUUGGCAACCCAGGUUAUCAGAGGAUUGCUGAAAUUUUGGCCAAAAACAUGCAGCCAGAAAGAGGUUAUGUUUUUAGGUGAAAUUGAAGAAAUUCUGGAUGUAAUAGAACCAACACAGUUCAAAAAAAUACAAGAGCCUCUCUUUAAACAGAUAGCAAAGUGUGUGUCAAGUUCACAUUUUCAGAUUGCAGAAAGGGCUCUGUACUUUUGGCAUAACGAGUACAUUCUUGGUCUGAUUGAAGAGAACAUUGAUACAAUUUUGCCAAUUAUGUUUGGCAGUUUAUAUAAGAUCUCCAAAGAACACUGGAAUCCGACCAUUGUAGCAUUAGUAUAUAAUGUGCUGAAAACACUGAUGGAGAUGAAUGGCAAACUAUUUGAUGAACUCACAAGCACUUACAAAGCAGAAAGACAAAGAGAGAAGAAGAAAGAAUUAGAACGUGAAGAAUUGUGGAAAAAGCUGGAAGAACUCAGACUCAUGAAAACAUUGUCUGACCAGAUGAGUAAUACCUCCUCCUCGAUAAAUAUACCAAAUGAUAAAGUGCCAAGUGAGUGUGAAAGCCUCUGUUUGUGAGGCAUCCCUUUUGUAUACAGAUUUUUAAAAAAUAUGUAAAAAAUGCAGAAGAGAAACCUCAUCAGUAUCUUUGAAAUGGCCAUUUCCCCCCCCUGGCAAAAUGUAAAUGAAAUUUUUUGAACUGAAAUACAGUAAUUGAAUGUGAUAUUAUUUACCAUAGCAUACUGUAAAUUUGUCUCUAAUCAUUGCUAUAUUGUCAAUUCUGACAUCUCACAGAAAGGAAUUUUAUCAUCCAUGAUGUGUGUGAUUUAAUUAUGGGAAUGGUGAAAUUUUGACUUGAAGUUUUCUUUUUCUUUUUAAUUGUGUUGCAUUUAGGCAUAGAUGUCAGGCAACUACAUUUUCUCCCCAUGUGCUUCUCCUAGUGCUGCAGGCUUUGGCUGAGACUCAGGAAGAGACUUGUAGCUUUACUGUAUUUCCUGAAAUGAAACUAAGAUGAUAAUAUAAUAUCCAGUUAAUGGGAUUGAAUCCCAUGAGGCUUGGUGGGGCUUGCUUCUGAGUAAACAUGUAUCACUUGAGUUGAAUCUGCCCAUUACAGUAUCACAGGUCAGGCUAUUGUAUAAGAAUGUUCAGUUUAGAGAGGUCAAGAUUCAAAAUUAUACGAGGAACCUUCUCAAGUAGAAAAGACUUGUUACGGAUAUUCUCUACUUAAUGUGGUUGAGUGGGCUGUAGAAAUGGAUAGAGACAUGGAAGGGAGUAAGAUCAGCUCAGCUGAGUUGGGCUUCUCCCUCCAACAGUUGUAAUUGUGUGAGGAGAAUGCCUGGACAGGACUUAUACUACAUUAUGUGUCCUGCUUAAGCAGUUACAUGAACUCUGAAUGAGGAAAGAUUGUUAAUUUUUAAUCAAGGAUUAUCCACAUAGUUCUUAUGCCUCCUCUUAGGAAAGAUUCAGUAAUCAUGUUUCUGUUCCCAUAACUAAAAAUUGGAACCUAUCAAUUACACUCUAUACUUUGACAAUUUUUGUAGAACCUAGUUGUACUUGCUUUCAACCUGGCCCUGCAGGGUGGCCCAGCUGCUCCAUUUAAAGCUUGGGCUGUGCAAUUCCUACGCAGACAUGCAAGACAGCUCUUUGUGUUAAAAGAAAUACGAUGCUUAAGAUGGCAAAAACUAAUUCUUGAAGUGUUGUCUGUUUUUACUUGAUCAGUGGGGUGCUCUUUUGCAGAUCUUUAUAUCAGAGUAUCAUUCCAAUCUCUUAAAUUUCAAUUGUGUGGAAAAUGGUUUUGUAUUGAAAGACUGAGGGAUUGAGCAGCAUUCAAUAAAGUCUUUAUGUUUGUAA
Messenger RNA from Python bivittatus (Burmese python), 1881 nucleotides. NCBI's taxonomy places the organism in Eukaryota, Metazoa, Chordata, Lepidosauria, Squamata, Pythonidae. The record is from RefSeq and is a predicted model, not a curated record.